This is a messenger RNA of Suncus etruscus (white-toothed pygmy shrew), 2048 nucleotides long. It is a transcript of the gene MID1, whose product is annotated as midline 1. Gene Ontology annotation, molecular function: protein binding; zinc ion binding. Bases 23 to 2023 code for a protein of 666 amino acids. The transcript has 9 exons. The record is from RefSeq and is a predicted model, not a curated record. NCBI's taxonomy places the organism in Eukaryota, Metazoa, Chordata, Mammalia, Eulipotyphla, Soricidae.
UACGGGCGAGUUUUGCCUGAAGAUGGAAACACUGGAGUCGGAGCUGACCUGCCCUAUUUGUCUGGAGCUCUUUGAGGACCCUCUUCUGCUACCCUGCGCCCACAGCCUCUGCUUCAACUGUGCCCAUCGCAUCCUGGUGUCGCAUUGUGCCACCAACGAGUCUGUGGAGUCCAUCACCGCCUUCCAGUGCCCCACCUGCAGACAUGUCAUCACCCUCAGCCACCGCGGUCUAGACGGGCUGAAACGCAACGUCACUCUGCAGAACAUCAUCGACCGAUUCCAGAAGGCCUCGGUGAGCGGCCCCAAUUCCCCCAGCGAGACCCGCCGAGAACGCACCUUUGAAGCCCACACCAUGACCUCCGCCGAGAAAGUGCUCUGCCAGUUCUGUGACCAGGAUCCUGCCCGGGAUGCGGUGAAGACCUGUGUCACUUGUGAAGUGUCCUACUGUGAUGAGUGCCUGAAAGCCACUCACCCCAACAAGAAGCCCUUCACGGGCCACCGUCUGAUUGAGCCAAUUCCGGACUCUCAUAUCCGGGGGCUGAUGUGCCUGGAACACGAGGAUGAGAAGGUGAAUAUGUACUGUGUGACCGAUGAGCAGUUAAUCUGUGCCUUGUGUAAACUGGUUGGGCGGCACCGAGAUCAUCAGGUGGCAGCUUUGAGUGAGCGCUAUGACAAAUUGAAGCAAAACUUAGAGAGUAACCUCACCAACCUGAUUAAGAGGAACACAGAACUGGAGACGCUUUUGGCCAAACUCAUCCAAACCUGUCAGCAUGUGGAGGUCAAUGCAUCACGUCAAGAGGCCAAACUGAUGGAAGAGUGUGAUCUUCUCAUUGAGAUCAUUCAGCAAAGACGGCAAAUUAUUGGAACCAAGAUCAAAGAAGGAAAGGUGAUGAGGCUUCGCAAACUGGCUCAGCAGAUUGCAAACUGCAAACAGUGCAUUGAGCGCUCAGCAUCCCUCAUCUCGCAGGCAGAGCACUCACUCAAGGAGAAUGAUCAUGCUCGCUUCCUCCAGACUGCAAAGAAUAUCACGGAGAGAGUCUCCAUGGCAACUGCAUCUUCCCAAGUCCUAAUUCCUGAAAUCAACCUCAAUGACACAUUUGACACCUUCGCCUUAGAUUUUUCCCGAGAGAAGAAGUUGCUAGAAUGUCUGGAUUACCUUACAGCUCCCAGCUCUCCCACAAUUAGAGAAGAGCUAUGUACAGCCUCCUAUGACACCAUCACUGUCCAUUGGACAUCCGAUGACGAGUUUAGUGUGGUUUCCUACGAACUUCGGUACACCAUCUUUACUGGACAAGCCAACCUCGUCAGUCUGUGUAACUCAGCUGAUAGCUGGAUGAUUGUGCCCAACAUUAAACAGAACCACUACACUGUGCAUGGGCUCCAGAGUGGCACUAAAUACAUCUUUAUGGUCAAGGCCAUCAACCAGGCGGGAAGCCGCAGCAGUGAGCCUGGGAAGCUGAAGACGAACAGCCAGCCUUUUAAACUGGAUCCCAAGUCUGCACAUCGAAAGCUAAAGGUAUCCCAUGAUAACCUGACAGUCGAGCGUGAUGAGUCAUCCAAAAAGAGUCACACUCCUGAACGAUUCACCAGCCAAGGGAGCUAUGGCAUAGCUGGCAACGUGUUCAUUGACAGUGGCCGCCAUUACUGGGAAGUAGUCAUAAGUGGAAGCACCUGGUAUGCCAUUGGCUUGGCCUACAAAUCGGCCCCGAAGCACGAGUGGAUUGGGAAGAACUCAGCUUCUUGGGCACUGUGUCGCUGUCACAACAACUGGGUGGCAAGACACAACAGCAAAGAAAUCCCCAUCGAGCCAGCACCCCACCUCCGGCGAGUAGGAAUCCUGCUAGACUAUGACAAUGGCUCCAUCGCUUUCUACGACGCUUUGAACUCCAUGCACCUCUACACCUUUGACAUCACCUUCUCGCAGCCUGUGUGCCCCACCUUCACCGUGUGGAACAAAUGUCUGACCAUUAUAACCGGACUCCCUAUCCCAGACCAUCUGGACUGUGCCGAGCAGCUCUCUUGAGCACUCGACCAUGUGGGAGCCACUC